AACUUCGACUCUCCUGCUUGACGGCCGAGGACCCCGGUCUCCGCGCUACCUAGCCAGCCUGCUCCCCGAUGCUGCGCGCCCUGCCCCGCGUGCUGCGCCUCUCGCGCCCCUGGAGUUCCCUGGGGGCCCGCGGCUGCGCCUCCAACGCGACGACCAGGACACCCGAGAUCCAAGUGCAGGCGCUGACUGGUCCGGACCAAGGAAUCACUGAAAUUCUGAUGAACAGACCUCAUGCCCGAAAUGCCCUGGGGAACAUCUUCGUCAGUGAGCUGCUGGAAGCUCUGGCCCAGCUUCGGGAAAACCAGCAAGUCCGCGUCCUGAUCUUCCGAAGUGGAGUGAAGGGUGUGUUCUGUGCAGGUGCAGACCUGAAGGAACGGGAGCGGAUGACUGCUGAGGAGGUGGGGUUCUUUGUCCAGCGGCUCCGAGGUCUGAUGAGUGAGAUUGCUGCCUUCCCUGCACCCACUAUUGCAGCCAUGGACGGCUUUGCCUUGGGCGGGGGCCUGGAACUGGCCCUGGCCUGUGACCUCCGAAUAGCAGCUUCCUCAGCUGUCAUGGGGCUAAUUGAGACCACCCGAGGACUUCUCCCAGGAGCAGGGGGGACUCAGAGGCUGCCCCGCUGCCUGGGCGUGGCCCUAGCAAAGGAGCUCAUCUUCACAGGCCGGAGACUGGAUGGGAUGCAGGCCCAUCAGCUGGGCCUGGUAAAUCACGCUGUGGCGCAGAAUGAUGAGGGUAAUGCUGCCUACCACCGGGCACUGGCACUGGCUCAGGAGAUCCUGCCCCAGGCUCCCAUUGCUGUGCGACUGGGCAAAGUUGCCAUCGACCGAGGAAUGGAGGUGGACAUUGCAUCAGGGAUGGCCAUUGAACACAUGUGCUAUGCCCAGAACAUCCCAACCCAGGACCGGCUGGAAGGGAUGGCAGCCUUCAGGGAGAAACGACCCCCAAAAUUUGUUGGCAAGUGAUCCAGUUAAUUUUAAACGCACACUAUAAAAGAACAGGAUGCAGAGGAAAAGUCUGCAGGCUAGCCCUCUUAAGCCCUCAGUUUCUUCACAAGAACAAUGACAGACACUGUGACUGGCGCUGACCAUGCCGCCCACUGCCACCUUCCACAUUGCUCUCACCUUGGCUAGUCAGUGGGACCCAGGCCUUCCUGGUUCCCUUCACUCAAAGAAGCUUUGGGUUUGUGUCAUGGGCUCUGAUCGUCAUUGAACAGUGAGAAGGAAGUCACAGAACAAAUCCAUCCAGGUUUAUCUGAGCAAGUGUCAGGAGCCAGUUCAGAGAUCCCAGCUCUCUGCAGAUAACCCGGUGGAAAUUCUGGACAAACCAUUUAACUUCUCUAGAAUUCGGCUUUUUUAUCUGGAAAUAAUCAGUUGCGAUGACUUAAAAUCCCUAUGUUCAAUAAACAUGCUACAGCCAUUGGCUUGUUCUGAAACUGUGGGGACCUUUUGCAGACAGCAGACGGGCAGGAGCACUGACAAAGGUUAGCAGCCCUGAAAGACGGGAUGGGGAUUCGGGCGGUGCCUGGAGGACGAGUGGUUUGAACUGGCACGAGCAGAGGUGAGCUGAAAGGUGCCGUACUUGAAAAAUAAAGGGGAUACAGGGCCAGCUCCACCCAGGCCCCUGCGUACCUAAAUGCCCGCCUCCUCUCCUCUUCUACUAAGGCUGCCAAGCUGAUCUCUGGCUGAUCAUCCUCAGCACAAGCUUGCCCUGGAGCCACAGCAGCAUGUCUUGCAGAACACACCAGCCUAAACAAAUACCAAGCUAUGUCUGCAUCCCAGAAGGGAGAAAACCACGGAUUCAGGGCCUUAGCAUCAGCCCACCCUCACCAUCUUCCUGAUCUAGAAGACUACUGGAAAAGAAACCAAAUUUGAAGGGGUGCCUGAUAGGGAGCUGGACAACACACCUUGCACACCUUCCCACUAGCAGAGGUCAGUUCCCAGGAACACAAUGUUCCUAGGUACCAGAACCUAGGCUCAGAAUCUAAACCUUUUUUUUUUUUUUU
Messenger RNA from Chionomys nivalis (European snow vole), 1999 nucleotides. RefSeq names its product enoyl-CoA hydratase domain containing 2 (gene Echdc2). Gene Ontology annotation, biological process: fatty acid beta-oxidation. The transcript is spliced from 10 exons. The record is from RefSeq and is a predicted model, not a curated record. Gene Ontology annotation, molecular function: enoyl-CoA hydratase activity. Lineage: Eukaryota; Metazoa; Chordata; Mammalia; Rodentia; Cricetidae. Bases 69 to 959 code for a protein of 296 amino acids. Gene Ontology annotation, cellular component: mitochondrion.